CCCUCAGCCCGAGGAUGCGGAUGCAACUGGGCUGGGGCAUGGUGUGGCUGCUGCUGGGGAUGGGCUUGGGUGUGCUGGCACAGGCAGAGGAGCCAUCAGUGGGAUCCCCACGGAGUCGCAUCAAGGCGGAAACGGAAACCCUGAUGACGGGCGACAGCUUCAACAUACGCCACGGGCGCUCUCGCUCGCAUUUCCUCCUCCAUGGCAAUGGCAGUGGCACAGCCACUGGGAAUGGGAAUGCCAUCAGUACCCGCCUCCUCCUGGUGCCGCCCACUCCCACCCAGCUGCCGAGCGGCACCUCCCCCGCACCGGUGACGCACAAAAUCCGCAAAUUGCACAAGAAGAAAAUCAACGAGAGCAUUCGCAAGAGCGUGGACAAGAGCCUGGGCCUGCUGCAUCCGUCGAAGAACCAUCGCAGCCUGGCCGAGGCCGAGCACCUGCAGGGGCGUCCGGCCAGCGAGGAUACCGGCGAGGACCGGGCCCUCAGUGAGGUCAUGCAGCUGGCGGAUGAACUGGAGCUGGAGAGUUCACUGACCACGCCCCCCGAUCCCAGUAUCGGUGUCCAGCAGGCACGUCAAUUUGUGCGUGCCAGUGCUGAUGAAACCAAUUACCAGGACCAGGACCAGGAUCAGGAGGAAAACCAAACCCAUGAGAGGCAGGUAAUGCCAGAGGAUGACGAUGACGAUGACGAUGAUGAUGAUGACGACGAACAGGAGGAGGAGGAGCAGCUAUCCACCACAGCCAGACCCAGAACCCGCCUGCUGCCCGUGAAUGGCACUUGGGAGAGAGCUGGCAAGACACUCCGCGAUUCCUCCUCAGACUAUGAAAACAAUGACCUGGAUGUGGAGGAAGAUAGCCAACAGACGCUCAACCAUCUGCAGCAACUCAAUGACACCGAGUGGCCGGAGGGGAACCCCCAGAGAGAGCCCGAAGCGGAGGCCAGAUCCCAGGCUGCCAGCAUGGAAAUCAAGCAGAUAAGCUUUGACAGCGACUCUGAUGCGGAUUCGGAUUCGGAUACCGAUGCCGGGCUGGACACAUCCGAGGUGACCAUGGACGAUGGCUAUCCUCCAGAUGCCCAAAUCGAUGACAAGACCAAGCAGCUGGUCAUUGGCGAUGUGGAGGGCAGUGAUUCGGAUGCGGACAACAUGGAGUCCAGCCAGAUCACUGCCGAUGUGAUCAAUGCUCGGGAUAGCAAGAUCGAUCUGGUGUCCAAGUUCCUGCAGUACAUUGAGCAGCAGCAUCUGAUGGGCUCCAACUGUGUGGCCGGCACAUCGCUGAAUCUGGGCGAGGGUGUGGUGGACCGGUAUGCCCAGGACCGGUUCCGGGUGGAGGCCGAGGUGGCCGUCAAUCGCGCCAAUAUGCUGACCAGAAUCUUCAAGACCACAGGACGCUCGGUGCAGGAGGAUGUCAACCUGCUGCACGCCUCCGUCCUGUCCAUGGUGGAGUUCGACGAUGAUAUAUUCGCGGCCGGAAAUUGCUUCGACUGGAACGAGCAUCCCGCCCAGCCAGGACUCUUUUGUCCCUUCGCCUACCGCCUGCCGCCGCCGAAUCUGGGCGCGGUCUUUGCCAAGGAUCUGGCCAUGGAGUAUCACUAUCUGGGCAAUACCUCCGAAUGGUUCUUUCUGGCCCGCAAGAACGCCGAGAAGGUGAUAGCCCGGAAUGAGCAGUAUCUCAAGUCCUUUCAUCUCUACUCGAACCGCACCGAGGAGCGCAUCGAGGACGACACGCUGGCUGUGAAGUACGAGGACGGCAGAUGGUCAAAACCCUACUACGAUUGCGGUGGCGGCAACAUUUGGAUGCUGACCUACACGGUGCCAUUCUUUGGAUACGAAAAUGGAACCUAUCACUUCAAGGGCACAUCUGGCAUCGAUAUUGACUUGCGGCGCGUGGACAUCGACCAGUGCCCCCAGCGCCACACGCCGGGCACCAAGCGACCGCUGAACAUCUUUGCUGGCACCGACAAGUGCAAGCAGAGGACCACAAUGUGCGAGGCCAUCAUGGGAUUGGGUUUUCGGCGCGGCUCCUACAAAUGCCUGUGCCGCAAGGGAUUCUACUUUCCCGACGUGGUCUCGCUGCACAAGUUCUUCAACGGGAGCCUGCUGGAGGAGGAGUACGAGAAACUGAUGCUGGGCAAGAACUCGACGUAUAAUAGCAACAGCGAGUACGAGUGCCUGCCGUGCGCCGAAGGAUGUGACUCCUGCGAGGACUCCUCGCCCUGCAUAGCCGCCCUCAACUGGCCGAUGCGGACCAGCAUCCUGGCAUUGGCCUGCAUCGUGAUUGGCCUCCUGCCGCCGGCGGCCUGGUUCACCUUCCGCUACCAGCAGGUUAAGGUUGUAAGGGCCGCCAGUCCUGCCUUGUUAAGGGUCAUUGCAUUGGGCGCCUUCUUUAUCUACUGCACGAACAUUGUGAUGUAUCCCAAUCCAAAUCUCUACACCUGCACUGCUCGCAUUUGGCUCCGCGAAAUAGGUUUCUCCUUGACCUAUGGAGCUCUGAUGCUCAAGACCUGGCGGAUAUCGGUAAUUUUCCGUGUCCGCUCUGCCAAGGCUGUGAAAAUCACAGAUGCCGCUCUCCUCAAGAGACUGGGCAUCAUCUGCGGGGCCAUUGGCACCUGUCUGCUGGUCAGGACUCUGGUCUCGCCGCCGGACGUGGUCGUGGGACGCACUGCCGAUGACCUGAAGGCGUUUCUUUGCAAAACCGACUGGUGGGACUACACAUUCACCUCGAUGGAGGUCCUGUUCCUGGCCUGGGGCGUUCGCCUGUGCAUCAUGGUGCGAAAGGCACCAUCGGAAUUCAACGAGAGCCGCUUCAUAUCGAUGGCCAUCUACAAUGAGUUCCUGCUCACCUGCUUCCUCAAUGUGUCUAUGCUCUUUCUGCAGUCCCCCGCCAAUCCAGAUUUGCUUUACAUCAUCUUCUUCUGCCACACCCAGUUGACGGUGACCCUGCUGCUGGCUUUAAUCUUUGGCAGCAAGGUGUACAUCGUUCUAAGGAGUGGCAAAUCGCAUCAGGAGAACAUCGGCCUGGGCACCAAGGCAUCGGGGGCCAAAUUCAAUUUUCGUCCUCAAGUGCGCACCUUUGCGAAUCCCAGUUCGGUGACCACCUCCACGGUCCCAGUGGCGGGCACAACGUCAGCAGAAAACAAGCUCUCCGAUCAGGAGGCUUUGGAGGAGAUACGUCAGCUUAGCAUGCAGCUGCAGCGCAUCCAGGAGAUGGCUCCACCCAAAGGUGUGGCCGUAAUGACCAUAUCCAGCCUGCUGGAUGGCUUGAAGACACCUGGUGGCCUCAUGGUGGUGGCAGCGGCCGCUGGUGCUGGCCACUCGGCCACCGCGGCAGCCAGCCGUCAGAGUGCUCUGCCCCUCCUGGCCCUCAAUGCCGAGAUGCAAAAGUACAGCCAGCAGAAUAACAAUGCGAAUGGCAGGAGCAGUGCCCGCGCCAGUAUACCGACCAUGGUGCUGGAAACGCCUCCAAGCUCGACACCUCCGUCGACGGCCUUUGAGGAGCGGGCCAUGAACACGGAGCUGAGCGGAGAUGACUUCCGGGAGCAGCUCCUGAGGCGAACUGCCGAUGGGCACAUCAUCUGCAGCAGGUGCUUGGAUGCGUCCAAGGAGCACUACUACUGCUGCCCGCCGAGGAGUGUCUGCGACCACUUGGGGUCGCCGCAACAGGAGGCUGGAGGCAGUCUAAGCUUUGCCAACAUUAAGCUGGAGUGCAUGUGCUCCCAGUCGGAGGAUCUGGACCAGGACCGGGAUCGGGGGGAUCAGCGGCAGAGGAGGCCUACGGUAAGGACUGCGGCCACCAAUACUCCCCCAACCAGCUGCAAGCGGGCUGCACGGAAUCUCCUCGAGACGGAGCUCAGCAUUUCGUAUCAAAUUUGUGAUAAUUGUAGAAGUAAGUACAAGCUGACGGGUCGAAGGCGAAGCGGCAGCUACUCCCAGGCCCAGGCGAAUGCCCAGCUCUGCCAGCAGCAGUUGCCAGGAGUACCGGCGAUCCAGUCCCGAUCCAGCGAGAUCCUGGAUCGUACAGCCAUAGCCAGCGAUGUGGAGACGGAGUCACGAACCAAGGCAGCUCACUCCACCGACGACAUUGUUCUUUACUCCAGUUCGGAGAAGGAGUUGAAGGAGGCUGUGAGGGACCAAUCCCAGCUGGAGGAGGAGCCUGUGCCGGCUCCCUCCCUGGGGAACGUUUCUGUGGCUUCCAACAACUCUACGAGUCAGACGGACAAGACCAGUGGCAGUGGCGGAAACUCCAGACCAAAGAGACCAGAUAAGCUAGUCCUGGAUCUGAACGAUCGGUCCAAAUACACCAAGGAGGUUUCCGUGUAAAGAAGGGGAGAUGUUCAUAGGUAAAGUUAUUCAAUUUUUAAAAUUGUUUUCAGGCGGAAUAAAUGAGUGAAUAGUGCCGAAGCCUUUAAGUUAAUUAAUUAUGCUGGAAACCUGUAACUAAAAGAGCUCUAAGUAACCAGAGAACUGUAAAUACUUUCAAUAAUUUUCCACAUUUUCCAUUUGUAUAAGGCUUGAAUUUAUCAUUUUGCAAAUAUCACAUAUAUAUAUUUAUAUGCAUUGUUGAAGGGUAUAAUUUUGGAAAUGAGUUUCCCAAUGCAACCCGAAUUUAUACCUUUAAAUACAGACAAACCAAGUUUCUCCAUUCGGUUUCGGCUUUAAAAUUACAAAAAUCGUUAAACAAUUUUCACCGAAGAAGAGUUUUAUUAUGCUUAGGAGGCCAGUUGAAAAUCACCAAAGACUUUAUUAAAUUGUAUUUAUAGAUAAACUGAUUGAUUUAGCUAACUAUAGGUAUAAGUUUAGGGCCCAAAACACCUGGUUUUGAGGCAAUAAAGAGUGGGGGAGCUGUGUGCAAUGUGAUUUGCAAUUUGCAUUGCUAAGCGAAAUCAUCAUUUGCAACUAUAAUGAGCCCCGUGAAUAUAUGUUGUGAAUAUAUUUUGCAUUUGGCAAACAUGCAGAGAGCAGCUCGCCAGCCCACUGGCUAAAGUCAACAACAUUCUGCCUGAAAGUCAUUUGUUUUCGGCCGGAAUUAAAUUAAAUUUACAUUUCCAUGUAUGUAUGUAGAUAAUUAAAUCUAAAUUGCUUACUAAUUGAAAACUGCAGCGAGUCAUUUCCCAUGAAAAUGAUUUAGAUAAUACUCAUAAUGAUGGUGGUAAAAUGCAUUUGCUGUUAUAUUUAUUAAGUCAUGUUUAAGUGCCGAACUAUUGAAAAUGGAAGCCCAACCACACACCAAAAAACACACAGAGAGACGCUGUAAAAUAUAUAUUAAAUAAAAGUUGAUGUGAACUGUAAAAUACACAUAUCUCUUUGAAAACUCACACUAUACCUUCCAACCCUAAAUAUAUAGUGAGUGAAUAAUGUUUAGCCCUAAUUGUAGCUACAAUUAACUACUACAUUAAUUAGCUGUCCUACACUUAGAGCUGCAAAAAAAUAAAAACAAUGAAUAAUCUCCACCAUCGAUUCAAUGCUAACAAUUGCCCACCCCAUGCGAAUUGUAAUUUAAUUUUGGAGAAAUCAGAUGAUGUACGAUGUAUUUAUGUAAUGUAGUUAAGCGUUGCUGUUAUCGAGUUGGA
This is a messenger RNA of Drosophila serrata, 5569 nucleotides long. RefSeq lists its product as uncharacterized. Gene Ontology annotation, molecular function: G protein-coupled receptor activity. NCBI's taxonomy places the organism in Eukaryota, Metazoa, Arthropoda, Insecta, Diptera, Drosophilidae. Gene Ontology annotation, biological process: G protein-coupled receptor signaling pathway. Gene Ontology annotation, cellular component: membrane. The record is from RefSeq and is a predicted model, not a curated record.